Acanthochromis polyacanthus (spiny chromis) is the source of this 1337-nucleotide messenger RNA. RefSeq names its product UDP-N-acetylglucosamine/UDP-glucose/GDP-mannose transporter-like. Lineage: Eukaryota; Metazoa; Chordata; Actinopteri; Pomacentridae. Gene Ontology annotation, molecular function: GDP-fucose transmembrane transporter activity; antiporter activity. The record is from RefSeq and is a predicted model, not a curated record. Gene Ontology annotation, cellular component: Golgi apparatus. The transcript is spliced from 13 exons. Bases 54 to 1070 code for a protein of 338 amino acids.
UUCACAGGUUUCCGUUGGAAGUUGAUCCUCGCAGCGAUGCGAGCUGGACAUUAAUGAUGGCGGCGGCCCGAAAACGGAGACACGAACACGGCGACAGGAGCUCGGCCGCCGGCAGAGCAUCCUCCAGGAACAAGAAGGACACGUCCGGUGACGGCCCCACGGUUCUGGUGAAGCUGUUAGCGGCGGCGUUUUACGGAGUCAGCUCGUUCCUCAUCGUGGUUGUGAACAAGAGCGUCUUGACCAGCUACAGAUUUCCAUCGUCAACAUGUGUUGGAAUCGGCCAAAUGCUGGCCACAGUUGUAGUUCUGAGGACCGGGAAGAUGCUGGGCGUUAUCUCAUUUCCAGACAUGGAUUUGAGCAUACCACGCAAGAUGUUCCCGCUGCCUCUUCUGUAUGUCGGGAAUCAAAUAUCAGGACUGUUUGGAACACAGCGACUCAAUUUGCCCAUGUUCACAGUCCUGAGGAGGUUCAGUAUUUUCCUCACCAUGGUGUUUGAGGGCAUCUUGCUGAAAAAGCAAUUCUCCACGUCCAUUAAGAUGACCGUGUUCACCAUGAUCUUUGGGGCUUUCGUUGCUGCCAGCGCCGACUUAGCUUUUGACCUCGAGGGAUAUAUCUUCAUAAUGCUGAACAACGCUCUGACAGCAGCCAGCGGGGCGUACAUGAAGCAGAAACUCGACUCCAAGGAGCUGGGCAAAUACGGGCUGCUGUAUUACAACGCUCUGAUCAUGAUUGGUCCCACUGUGGCGUACGCUUACUACUCAGGGGAUUUACAUUCGGGGAUGGAGUAUGGAGGCUGGUCCGAUCCCAUGUUUGUUGUGCAGUUCGUGCUCUCCUGUGUCAUGGGGUUCGUUUUAAUGUACUCCAUCAUGCUGUGCACGCAGUACAACUCAGCACUCACCACCUCCAUCAUAGGCUGUAUUAAGAAUAUCCUCGUCACUUACAUUGGGAUGGUGUUUGGUGGAGACUACAUCUUCACCUGGACGAACUUUUUAGGCCUUAACAUCAGUAUCGCCGGGAGCCUGGUGUACUCCUACAUCACCUUCACACAGGAGCAAACAAAAAAGGCCUAAAUCAUGCAGUCCCACAUCGACACUGAAGAGCUACAUCCAGCACAUGCCAUGUUAUCCGUGCUCUGUAUGUGGAUUUAUUUUUAAAUCAUGCUUUUAUAAACACUUGAGUUUUGCUACAAUGAUAGAAAAUUAUUUUUUGAUGUGAUGUAAACUUUUUGUCUGUGAUUUAGAUAAAAUAUGCUAACUUUUAUAAUUGUUUUUAUUGAUUAAAUGCAAUGGAACUGAUAUUUUUAUAUGAGAAAUCAAUAAAAUUAAGAUAAUUCUGGA